Molecule: messenger RNA, 5485 nt
Organism: Rhipicephalus microplus (southern cattle tick)
Lineage: Eukaryota; Metazoa; Arthropoda; Arachnida; Ixodida; Ixodidae
Biological process (GO): regulation of telomere maintenance
Cellular component (GO): nucleus
Source: RefSeq, a predicted model, not a curated record
UGUGCAGAAUUAUAAGAAGUGUAAAAAGUGAAAGUGUCGAAGCCUUCCCGAUUGUUUUAGUACGUGCUCGUUGCUGCAUCUCAAAACAGGCGUUGUUCAAAAAUUAAAUUUCAGGCCUAGCUUUCGCGCGCCGGCUCACUGCCCCUAGCGACGGAUACUCGAAACCAUGUGCUUCUUUACUUCCUUUGAGCUGAUGUGUGUGUGUGUGUGUGUGCGUUCAUGACACGCUGUGCCCGUGAGGAUGAUUGCGGACAAUAAACUCGGCGAUAUUUUAAACUAAGGAAGACAGAGGCAAUCUGUGGCCGGCCAACCAUCGACUAUCGAGAGGACGACACGGUGAAGUAGAAAGGAGAAGCGGCGUAGGGCAACGAAAAGAGCCAAGAUAUGUGGCAACAGUGGAGCGCGGCCGCGCAGCCCACUGCUGCCGCCGCGGCGGUAAUGCCGGCCGCGUCCGGACAGUCUUUUGUGCCGGCAGGACUCGGAGUUCUCGGUUGGCCCGCGGCUACGCCAGCGGCCACCCAGCCUGCCGUUUCGUACGCGUGGCCCCAGUGGACGGCGGCCGCUACGACUACGAGCGUCGCCGCUGCGGUGCCUACCACGACGCCCGCGGCCGAUGCCGGCGCUGGAGGGGCGACGACUACCACGGCGUCAGCAACACAGGAGGCCGCCGCAGCGGCUACGCCCGAGGAUGCAGAACGCAUGCAGCAAUUGAAGACCCAGGCUCAAGCCUGGCAGCAGGCACAGCAGCAGGCCUGGCUGGCCUGGUCUCAGCAGUGGGCCGGAUGGACGUCUGCCUACGAGGCUGCCGCAGUCAAUUCCCAGCAGGCCGCUGCUGCUGCACCCAAGGCUGCACCAGUGCCACCAGCAGCACCAGUAGCAGCGGCACCAGCGGCGGUACCCCCGGCUGCGGUGCCGGUACCAGCUGCAGCGGCGGUACCAGCUGCAGUGACACCAGCGGCGGCGGCGCCUGUCACUGCUGCCCCUUCUGUGGACGCAGAGGAUGCAGAGUUUGAGCGGCAGUUCAAGGAGUGGGAGAAGAGCUUCGAGAACUGGCUGACACAGAACCGGGAGCACCCGGACAAGGAGGCCUUUGCCCGCUACGAGAGCCAAUGGAAGCAGUGGCGGCAGCAGCUUCUCGAUCGCCGCCAGGAGAUGCGCCAGAUGAAGUCCACAGGUGCAGCAGCAGGUCAAGCAGCUGGUCAGGCACCUUCAGCAGCCAGUACUCCUGCAGAUGGAAGUACCCCAGCUGCACCACCACCGCAGCAACAGCAGCAGCAACAACAACAACAGCAGCAGCAACAGCAGCAAUUGUUGGCUCAACAGGCCCUUGCCCAGCACCAAGCAUAUGCUCAGCAACAUCAGCAAGCUCUCAUGCAACAGCAGGCAAUGGUGCCCCAAGCUGCAGCAGCAAUGAUGCCCCAGGCAGCCAUGGUUCCCCAGGCCAUGAUGUCGCAGGGUAUGGCCCCUCAAGGAAUGAUGCCACAGGCAAUGGUCCCACAGGGCAUGAUGCCGCAAGGCAUGACCCCACAUGGAAUGGCUCCACAAGGGAUGCCUCCACAGGGAAUACCACACCAGGGUAUGACCCCACAAGGUAUGCCACCGCAGGGGAUGAUACCACAGGGGAUGGCACCACAAGCCAUGAUGCCCCAAGGAAUGAUGGCUGCUGGUAUGAUGCCUCAGGGAAUGGCUCCUCAGGGCAUGCCAGGCAUGAUGCAACACCAGGGUCAGUCUCAGCAAGAGCAAGGUCCUCCUUCAGGCAUGGGGCCACCACAUCGAGGCAUGGGCCCAAGAGGAGGCAUGGGCCCAAGAGGAGGCAUCGGCCCUAGGGGAGGCAUGGGUCCCAGAGGUGGAAUGGCUCCACGAGGAGGCAUGCCCCCACAAGGAGGCAUGGGCCCACCGCAUGGUGGUAUGGGUCCCCAAGGCGGUAUGGGCCCUCAAGGCGGCAUGGGCCCACAAGGCAUGAUGGGUCCCCAAGGCGGCAUGGGUCCCCAAGGUGGCAUGGGUCCCCAAGGUAGUCCACAAGGUGGCAUGGGGCCAAGAGGUGGCAUGGGGCCUAGAGGAGGCAUGGGCCCUAGGGGAGGCAUGGGUCCUCAAUGUGGCAUGGGACCUCGUGGCAUGAUGCCCAGAGGUGGUCCGAUGGGUGGGCCAAGAGGACGUGGUGGACCGAGAGGGCCUUCAGACUUUGGACCUUUCCGACCCCCUCUGUCCCCACAACAGCAACAGCAGCAGUUCCCUGGUGGCCAGCCUGAAGGCGCAGACGGCGACGAUGAUGGUAAUGGUGAAGGUAGCUUUGGUGGAGGCAGGCCCUUCAGAGGGCGAGAAGGGCCACGUGGAAUGCCCCCACGGGGUGGACCUCCAGGUCGUGGUGGACGCGGUCGCCCGUUUGGUGGUGGUGGGGGCCCAACUGAAGACCCCUUUAGAGGCGAGCAGGACUUUGGUCCUGAAGGAGAUGAGUAUGAAGGCGGCCCCAACCAGUUUGAUACACCUCCUCAUCAUGAAUUUGGACCUCCUCCCCCGGGCAAAUUCGGAGGCCCACCUGACAAACCAGAGUUCGGUGGGAUGCGGCACCCCUCACCAUAUGUGUGGCAGAACCCGAAUCAGCGAGGUGGGGGCAGGGGAGCACCCAGGGGCCGUGGUGGCUUCUUCCCUGGCCAGCGCCCCCCGCCUCCAUCACAGUGGGGUGGUGGUCCUCCGGACGACUGCGGGCCUGGUAAUCCUGAUGAUCUCAGACAAAUGCCUUCCGAUGACCGGAGACCUGGUCCUCCCGACGACCGGAGGCCCGGCCCUCCUGAUGACUGGAGGCCUGGACCACCUGAUGACCACAGAAUGGGCCCUCCAGACGACCGCAGAAUGGGCCCUCCAGAUGACCGCAGAAUGGGCCCCCCGGAUGACCGCAGAAUGGGCCCCCCUGACGACCGCAGAAUGGGUCCUCCCGACGACCGCAGAAUGGGUCCUCCCGACGACCGCAGAAUGGGUCCUCCCGACGACCGCAGAAUGGGCGCCCCUGAUGACGGCAGAAUGGGUCCUCCUGACGACCGCAGAAUGGGCCCUCCUGAUGACAGAAGACAGGGACCUCCAGACGACCGGAGACCAGCCCUUUUUGAUGACCGCCAGCCUGGCCUUUUUGAUAGGCCUGGUGGACCUCCAGAUAACCGCAGGCCUGGACCUCCUGAUGACAGGCACCCUGACUGGAGUGGUGGUCCUCCUGAGAAGCGCUGGAGGGGACCACCAGAUGGUGAAGAUGAUGUGGCGCCUGGUGGACGACCCAAUGGGGAGCCACCACGUGAUUUUGAGUCAGGCCCUCCGCGUCCACAACCACCGUUUGACCCGGACCGCAAGGAUCCGCUUAGAGACGUGCCCGAAGGAGAUCUGCCGCCGCGUGGCAAGGGUGAUCAUCCGGAGGCGGAUGCUGAGCGACCGCCCCGUCCAGACUCCCGCGAGAUGAACGAGGAGGACAUGCGUGGACGACAUGGUCCGGGAGGACCCCUGCCGGGCAGGAGCCCCCCGCGAACAUUACAGGAUGCAUUUGCCGAAGAUAACUGGGACGGCUUUGACGAGAGCGAGCCGUGGCCACCAGGCCCCGACCGUGGGCGUGGUCCUCCACCCCCGUGGAUGGGAGGACCGCCAAGAGGAGGCCCCAUGCAACGCCGGCCACCGAGGGGGUUUCUCCCUAUGCGGGGUGAGCCACGUGGAGGGAUGAGAGGACGCCCCAUGCCCCCACCGGGCGGUUGGGACAUGCCUGAGUGGGGACCCCCGCCCCCCUGGGGGGGGCCCAUGCGUGGAGGGCUUCGGCCGCCCCCGCCUCCGGAGUGGAGACAUCGCCCAAUGCCACCACACAUGUUCCCGGACGAGCCGCCAUUCGACUGGGAUCGGCGGCUGCAGCCGCCCCCCUGGGCAGAGGAGCCGCCAGAAGCACCGUGGGAGCCCGAAGUGAUUGACUACGGUCACCGGCCAGCCGACCUGCCUGGAGGAGCUAAGUUCGAGUCAUUUGACUAUGGCCAUGGGAAAAGUGCAGAAGAUAAACGGCAACUGCCUCAAGUGAUGGAUUAUGGUCAUGGAGCACCAUUACGCGAGCGCAGGCCCAUCUUCGACGACCUUGACCUUCCACCGGCAUUCCGAGACGACGACUGUCGUCCUUGUACACCAGAACCGCCUCCGCCACCACCUGCGCCUCCGGAACCGCAAGUAGUCUCUGUCGAAGACCUCCUGGGGCUACCUGGUCGCGAGUCGCGUCCUCCGCUGCUGUGUGUAGUCGUGCGUGGCCCUCCAGGCUCGGGCAAGUCGUUCCUGACGCGACUGCUGAAGGAACGCGAGAUGGGCGCUGCCGGGAGCGUGGCACCACGGGUGCUCGCUCUUGACGACUAUUUCAUGCAGGAAGUGGAGGUGUCCGAACUGGAUGCAGACACAGGCAAGCGUGUCAAGCGGAAGGAGUUUCGCUACGAGUAUGAAGCAGAGAUGGAGGAUGUUUACUUUAGCAGUCUACUCAAAUCAUUCCGCAAGACGGUGGAUGGCCGACUUUUCUCUUUUGUGCUGGUCGACGCGGUUCUGGCGCGACUAGAGCAGCUGGAGCAGUUCACAAACUAUGCACGCCAGAAUGGAUUCCAGGUGUACAUCUGUGAGCCCGAUUGCCUGGAUGCCGAAGAGUGCCACAGGCGCAACGUGCAUGGGCGCUCCCUUGAGGACAUUCAGCGGAUUGUGGACUCGUGGGAGCCGGCACCUAGGCAAUACCCCCGACUUGAUUGCAGCAUACUUCUUAAUGAAAUGGAAGACAUGGAUGGAGAGUUGCCGCCAGCUGAUAGUCAAGACAGUGUAGCUGGUGGUGGUAGUGAAGGCGACGGCAACGAUGCAGCUGCACCUAAAAAAGAAGAAAAAGAAGAAGAGGAGGAGGAGGAGGAAGAUGAGCCCGUCCACAAGCCAAGCCGAUGGGAACUGAUGACGGAGACUACGAGCAGCGGAGAGCGACUGUUAAAACUGGACGGCCUGAGUGGCCAGAAGCUGAAGCACACCUCGAUGGAUGACUAUCUGCAGCUGCCCGACGACUAUGAGGAACGUCAUAGUGAGCCAGGCAAGAAGCGGGUACGGUGGGCUGACAUAGAGGAGAGCAAACAGCAGAAGCGCAUGCGGGACAUUGGCUUUGUUGUGGGCCAGACGGACUGGUCCAAAUUCACCGACCCCACCCAAGCAGAAAAGGCACUCACACGGACCAAGUACAUCUGAAUCAUCCUCCUCCCACGUUCACUCAUCCGAAAGAAAAAAAAAGCACAUGAUCGCCCACUCGAAUUGUGCAUGCCUGUCUCAUUCUCGACGAAGGUUUUUUUUUUUUCCAUCACGGUGUAUGUUGUGCCCGGCGUUGAGGACACUUCGGAGCUAUCUUCCACAUGUGGCAUAAUACCGAUGAAGCAGCUGUCAACAGGACAAUUGUUGCAGUGACCUGAAUGCACUUCAAUACUAUUAAGGAAAAGUGAUUAAAUGAUGUCCUUUGGAA